AUGGAGGUAGGAGAAUUGCAUUUGCAGAGGGCAUUAGCCUCUCUUUCCCGCAGUUUUUUGUUUUUUUCUCUGCCUCCCGACUGGGUGGCAGUCGCUAGAGAAGCAGCAUUAGCAGCUGAAGCAUUUCAUGCUGCAGGUCUCUUGCGCCGAGAGGCUAAAGCCCUGAGACUCUGUGCUCAAGCAGAGCGAAACUUGGGCAAGCCGAAGGCUGCAGGUAAAGCCAUGCAAAAGCUUGGCGAUCUUCUCAUAAAGGAGAAGAAGGCUGCUCGGCGCAGCAGCAACCAUACCAAUGAUGGCAUCAGCAAGACCAAUGCUGGAGGAGCAGCAGCAGCAGCUUAUGAGGAAGCAAUGCAAUGUUAUGGAGAGGCUAUUUGUCUCUUUCGGGCUGCAGGGGCCGUUGAAGUGGCAGUGGAGCUGCUCCUGAAAGUUGCUGCAAGACGGGAGCACGAGAAAACACCCAGUGCAUUUGCUCUGUGUGCUGAGGCGUAUGAAGAAGCUCUUCAUCUCCUAAUCAUACGGCAUGACCUGCAACAGGCCGAUGAGGUGUACAGGCACUAUAUUUGCAGCCUCGUUAGAGCCAAAGAGCUACAGAAGGCUCUUUCCGUCGUCUUCAGACGCGUAGAGUGUCUAUACACCCUCCGAAGAUUCUGUCUGUCUUUUGUUUGA
Eimeria maxima is the source of this 666-nucleotide messenger RNA. RefSeq lists its product as hypothetical. Lineage: Eukaryota; Apicomplexa; Conoidasida; Eucoccidiorida; Eimeriidae. The record is from RefSeq and is a predicted model, not a curated record. The coding region runs from base 1 to 666 and encodes 221 amino acids. Gene Ontology annotation, molecular function: protein binding. The transcript has 3 exons.